AUGUAAGAACCUCCUUCUUACAGUUCACUUUGUGAGUCAACUACUCAUGUAAGAACUUCCUUCUUACAGUUCACUUUGUGAGUCAACUACUCAUGUAAGAACCUUCUUCUUACAGUUCACUUUGUGAGUCAACUACUCAUGUAUGAACCUCCUUCUUACAGUUCACUUUGUGAGUCAGCUACCCUGGUGAGAACCUCAGUUUUACAGUUUACUUUUUUCAGACAAUUACUUUGUUUUACAGUUUGCCCAUGCUGCUGUCAGAUUGUAAGGUUAACAUGUUUCAGAUGAAUGUCACUCUUCACAUUAGAUGAUAGAAGAUUUAGUGGCUAUUUACUACAAAGUAAUGGAUGGUUAGAUGCAGUGUGAGAAAACUAAGAACAGGAACUAAUUUAAACAGUGAAUCCACCAUAGUAACAUCUGUCAAAUUUGGGUAACACUAUGAACACACAUCAUUAUGGUGUUUAUCUUUUCUGUAUUUAUAUAAAAUUCCUCUCACUAUAAUGGAAUAAUAACAAACAAUCAGUAGAAGUGAAUUUCAUAAUUUUGUGCUUAAAAUGUUUUAGUUGCUAUUUGUGGUGAGUGGUUCAUACCAAUAAAAGUUUUGUGAGACAUAAUUUUGAAGCCGAUGUUGUGUAACAUCAGUGAUAUUAUAUACCUACAACAACAUUUCAUAUCACUAAAAGCUAUUUUCUUCUCCAUGUCUGAAUCAUGCUGUAACUUCCCAGGUACAGAGAAGCAGCAUAUGGCUGAAGGUUGUAUCUUCUGUGGCUCCAAGCUAUCUUGUCACCAGCCUACAGAUGAUCAAGAAUGUCCCUGUGACUGGCAUGGUGCUUUGAGGCUGAAGGCUGAGCAGGGUUUGGAACUUUCUGUGAGAGAAAAGGCUUUGCGGGUUCCAGAAUUUCCGUGUUCUCAGGUUAUUGAAGAAUAUUUGAAUUAUCAAGAUCACCUACCAGAAGGAACAGUAAAAUGGAAAACCCCAAAGUGGACUUCAUUUCAGCUCUUCACUGAAGCAAAGUUAAAAUGGCCUAUCAAGUACUGUUGGGAGAAAUAUUUGCCCUUGCUGACUCUGUGGCAGUUAAAAACAAUUCUUAACAAAUCAGAGUGCACUGUUUUCAAAUUGAACCCCAGUAGGUCAGUAACAGUUUCAGUUCGGUUCUGUGAAAAAUUGAACACUUGUAUAUCUUGGAAUGCUGUUCAGUGAUAACUUUAGAGCACAAUUCCUUUCCUUUCUAAAUAUGUUGGGUCGAUGCUAAGAUCCGUGUUUCAAGCUGUAUUGUUGAACUCGACGUCUGACAUUGUAUUUGAUAUGUUUUAAGUACACUUCCCAACAAUGUAACAGUUCUUAGUCCUCUGGUCCUGCAUUGUAGUAUUGUAUAAUAUAUUUCACCAUUUUAAUACAGAAUAGUUUUAGAAAUUUGCUGUCUGUUCAUAUCAGAAUUCACCGU
Limulus polyphemus (Atlantic horseshoe crab) is the source of this 1445-nucleotide messenger RNA. RefSeq names its product flap endonuclease GEN homolog 1-like. Lineage: Eukaryota; Metazoa; Arthropoda; Merostomata; Xiphosura; Limulidae. The record is from RefSeq and is a predicted model, not a curated record. The transcript has 3 exons. The coding region runs from base 626 to 1201 and encodes 191 amino acids.